Messenger RNA from Trichoderma atroviride IMI 206040, 2013 nucleotides. RefSeq lists its product as uncharacterized. Gene Ontology annotation, biological process: carbohydrate metabolic process. The record is from RefSeq and is a predicted model, not a curated record. Lineage: Eukaryota; Fungi; Ascomycota; Sordariomycetes; Hypocreales; Hypocreaceae.
AUGCGUCCUCUCCAUCUUCUCGCUGCCUAUUACUUCUUUUCAUUCCAUGCAUCGGUGUCCGCGGCUGGGUGCUGGAGAAACUCAAAUUGUGCUUAUGGGCCAUCUAGUCCGUCCUUUAGCGGCAUCUGGGACAAGUACAACUACUCUCCAACUUCUCGUACUGUAUCACCCAUAACUAUCUACUCCACUGGUUUCGAUAACAUUUCAUCAUUUCCUCCCGCCAACCCUUUAAUUCUCUCCGGAAAUGGAUCAACCCUUAUCUUCGACUUCGGCAAAGAGGUUGCCGGAAUUGUCACAGUGGCAUACACUGCUCAAGGGGAGGGGACAAUGGGGUUAGCAUUUUCUGAAGCACGAAACUGGACGGGACAAUGGUCAGACGAUUCGAAUUCGUUUGAUACCAUCGACGGUGCUAUCUACGCCAACAUUACUGCCACAUCUUCCGGCAUGUACACAAUGCCCGACGCCAAACUCCGUGGUGGCUUUCGCUACUUGACCCUCUUUACUGAAACAUCUUCCUCCAUCUCAGUCGCCAUCUCCAAUAUUACUCUCGAAAUCUCUUAUGCACCAACCUGGUCCGACCUCCGCGCCUACGGCGGCUACUUCUACUCCAGUGAUGAUAUGCUCAAUCGAAUUUGGUAUGCGGGCGCUUAUACUCUGCAAACAAACAGCAUUGCUGCGACAACGGGCAGGGAGUUUCCAGUGCAGACCGCGGGAUGGAAAAACGAUGCCGACUUGCAUCCUGGCGUUGUUGAUCCGACCAUCUACGUAGAUGGCGCAAAAAGAGAUAGGAUUGUGUGGGCCGGAGACUUGAGCAUCUCUAUUCCCAGUAUUCUCGCAGGAACGGGGGACUGGAAUGGAGUACGAUAUACAAUCGAUGCUUUGUAUGAUGCCCAGGCGAGCAACGGCGGGCUUCCUUUUGCAGGUCCAGCAGCGUUUUUCUAUAGCUCGGAUACCUAUCACCUAGCGACCAUGCUAGGAACCUACGAAUAUAUCCUCUGGACCAAUGACGGCCCUUGGAUAAAUUAUGUCUAUCCCAAAUACAAGGCCGCCAUGGCAUUUAUCAUUGGGAAGAUGGAUAGUUCGGGGAUGCUAUAUGUGACGGGAACGAACGAUUGGGGCCGCCUUGAGCAAGGAGGUCAUAACACCGAAGCAAAUGUACUCUUAUACAGAGCCCUUACUACAGGAUCCCAAAUCGCCACUUGGGCCGGCGAUUCGACCUCCUCGUCAACAUGGGCAUCUAUCGCUGCCCAGCUCAAAAUAACCAUUAAUAAUAAUCUCUGGGACUCUACUGCAGGAGCAUACAAGGACAGCGAUACCAACGGAAAUGUUCAUCCCGAAGAUGGAAAUAGCAUGGCCCUCCUCUUCGGCGUCGUUGCUUCUGAUACCACCGCACAGUCUAUUUCCAACCAGCUUACGACAAACUGGGGCCCCCUUGGCGCUAUAUCCCCCGAACUUCCAGGAAACCAUGUCCCGUUCAUACAAUCUUUUGAGAUCAAAGCCCACUUUGCUGCAUCUCAACCUUUACGUGCACUAGAUCUCAUCCGUCGCUCCUGGGGCUGGUACCUUGAUAACCCGUUUGGUACGCAGAGUACCUGUGUCGAGGGGUAUCUUCCUGAUGGUAGCUUUGGAUACAGAGCAACUACUGGUUAUAAUGGAGAUUCUAGCUUUACAAGUCAUAGCCACGGGUGGAGUACCGGGCCUGUGGCCGCACUCAGUACGUACAUAGUCGGCUUGUCGCUCACGGCACCGGCCGGUACUCAAUGGAAGUUGGCACCUCAGUUUGGAAACUUAACCAGUGCGGAGGGGGGUUUUACAACUCCACUAGGGACAUUUAGUGCCGGCUGGGAGUUGACAGAAGAGGGGAAGUAUACACUGUGGUAUCGGGUUCCCACAGGGACAACAGGGACUAUUGUUACGCCUGGUAGUAAAGGAGAUAAAGGAGAUAAUAUUGUUGUACUAACUGUACAGGGGGAUAAUGCAAGGCACGAAAUAAAUUCCAUUGUCGUCGGGUAA